ACGUGCGGUCGAUGGAAUCCACACUUCAGCCGAAACCCAGCUGAAUUACCCUUACCCUAGAUCGGCCGGCUGUCGCGUGUGGUAUCCCGGUCGAUCAAACCACACUUCAGUCGAAAGUCGAAACCCAGCUGAAUUACCCUAGAUCGGUCGGCUGUCGACGCGUGAGAUAUAAUGACUCGACUCUGUAGGCGGCCGAUUCGAUCCAUGCUUCAGCCGGCCCAUGCGUAGCGCUUUUCUUUUUCUCUUUCCCCCGAAACAAAAAUCUGCCGCCGCCGUCCGAGAUCUUGACAAGCCAUGGCCUCCCAACGAGGGCCAACGUCGCCGGCGCCAGUGGCCACCACCACCGCCAUUACUGCUAUCUGCGACGACCUCCUCUGCGAGAUCUUCCUCCGCCUCCCCUCCCUCCCGAGCCUCGUCCGCGCCGCCCUCGCCUGCCGCGCCUUCCUCCAUGCGGUCCGAUCGUCUCCCGCCUUCCGCCGCCGCUUCCGGGCGGUCCACCCGCCCCAAAUCCUUGGAUUCUUCAACGGGCAAACAGGUAUUCAUUCCCUCAUUCCCCUCGACGGCCGGUCCGACCAUGACCUAGCCGCGGCCGUCCACGGCAGCGAUUUCCGCUUCAUCCGGCUCCCGAAAGACAGAGACGAGUCCAGGUCCAGGUGGGAGAUCCUCAAUGGCUGCCGCGACCGCUGCGGCUACGUCUUCCUCUGCAACGAGGACACCAACCAGAUAGCUGCCUACAACCCCCUCAAGUGGGCGCUGUAUAUCUUCCCCUACCCUCCCCAACAGGCAUGCGAUCCCCACUGCCUUGAUUUCCACAUCAUCUUCUCCGAGGAUGGCCAGAGGUCGUUCCGUGUGGUCUGUGUGCAGCAGAAGUUGGCUCGCUUCUCUGUCUUCUUAUCGGAUAGCAGGGAGUGGCAGAGUUUCUCUUGGGUGGCGCAGCCUGGGUACGAUGGAGGCGACAACUGUGUGCUCUCGUCUUACACUGAUACUGUGAUGAACGAAUUUGAUAGAUUAGCCUUCUGGAAAGACAAAAAUACAGGGUAUAUUGUCGUGCUCAACACUGUGACGCUGCAAAUAUCUCGAAUGGAUUUGCCGCAGCCGUUGAAAGAUAAAGACUCCACGCAAUUUGAACUUGGCCGGACCAACGCUGGGAAGCUUUGCAUGGUUUGCGCAGAUGGCUUCGGUGCCGACAAAACAAUGAUCGCGGUUUGGAUUUGGAGAGCCGAUGGUGAUGGUGUUGACAGGUGGAUGCAGCACAAGGUGUUCCCACUGAACACGUUUAUUGACGUCACGACGUGCUCAGCGGAGUAUGGUGUCAUCGUGGUGCAGGUUGUGGUGGUCAUCGAUGGAUUUGUGUUCCUGUGUAUUGAUUUUGGCAGCCUUACCAAGUUCUUCCUGUCUUUCUGCCUGGAAACGGAGAAUGUAAACGAGUUCUUCAAUCAUACAUUUCACAACGAUAUCCAUCCCUAUAUCAUGGCGUGGCCUCCUUCAUUGCUAAGCAACAAGGAGAAUUCAGAAACCAACAUUACUGGAGGCGAUGCGACAGAUGAUGGUCCUAUGGGUACAGAAGAAACUCUCUCUGUUCUCGGUGGCGGAGAAAGCAUCCAAACAAUUCGUGUACAGAGUCCCCUAAAGAUCACAGUUUUACUCGAGCGUAGAAAUUUAUUUAAUGUAUACUGUUCUUGAGGAUUAACAGAUGCAAGAGAUCGUAUCUUGAGGAUAAGUGCCGAAUUUGAUGUCUACAGUACAGCAUGUCAACAGAUUGCAGCAAAUCCCAUGCGUAUCCAUUCUUUUGUUUGAAUUGCUAAGUUUGUUCUGCUCUGCUCCGUGCUGACGUCAAAAAAACCCUCGCAUCAUAUCAGAUGUGAAUUCGAACCUAAUAAUCUUGGUGGUC
Molecule: messenger RNA, 1891 nt
Organism: Triticum aestivum (bread wheat)
Lineage: Eukaryota; Viridiplantae; Streptophyta; Magnoliopsida; Poales; Poaceae
Exons: 2
Coding region: 295-1683 (462 amino acids)
Molecular function (GO): protein binding
Source: RefSeq, a predicted model, not a curated record